AGACAGCUGGGUAGUGGGGUAUUGUUACUAAGUUCCUUUUUUGUUGAUUGCAGUUUGUUCACUGAGAUCUGGAGGAGUUCAUGGAAAAAAAUUGAAGCUUUUCGAAUUUGUUCAUUACGUUUGAAGAAGUAGAUUUUUGGUUUCGGGUGGAAGUUUUGCAAUCUUAAGACCAUGUUUCGGAUUUCAAAGUCUGCUCUUCUGGUAUAGGAUGCAUGGAAGUUCACAUUUUCUGAGUGGGCGAGGUUGUAUGAAGAUGGACAUAUGGAGCUUCGACAAGAAAGCUCCAAGUUUGGGGCAACUUCAAGUAAUCUCUCUUCUUCUUCCUCAGCAUUCGUUUCUGCAAUUCAGUCGCCCUUUUUCUCUCCGAGGUCACCAUGUCAAGGGACUGAAUUUAUCCGGUCUGACAUCCGAAACUUGCUGCCUGCCAAUCCUAGUUCUAGCACUGUAAUUGAGAAAUCUGGAUCUCAGUCAGUUGGAUAUGUCGCAGCCAAUCUUUCACCUGCCCCAGUUUGUAAUUGGAGUGAUUUCCAGAAACCAACACCCUGUGACCAUGCUUCUUCUUCAAUUGAUAUUUUACAAAGUAACUCAUCUAGUCGCAGCAAGGGCAACAAGACUAGCAUUGGUCAACCCAGGCACACAGAGAAGCAGAAAAAAUGGAAGAGAAGCCAAGGAAAGUUCUCUUAUACUCGAAAUUCAGCUUCACUUUCCUUUAAUAGGCGGAGGAGUUAUGAUGUCUACAUAGGUUUUCAUGGCCGCAAGCCUUCUCUUCUGAAAUUUUCUAAUUGGCUCCGUGCAGAGUUGGAAGUUCAAGGGGUGAGUUGUUUUGCAGCUGAUAGAGCUCGUUAUAGGAAUUCCCGAAGCCAUGACAUUGUUGAGAGAGCAAUGAAUGUUUGUUCUUUUGGGGUGGUGAUCCUUACCAAGAAGUCAUUUGGGAAUCCAUAUAGCAUUGAGGAGUUACGAAGUUUCUUGAGUAAGAAGAACCUUGUUCCAAUUUUCUUUGAUCUGGGUCCAGGUGACUGCCUUGCUAGAGAUAUAAUCGAAAAGAGAGGGGAGAUGUGGGAGAAACAUGGUGGUGAACUGUGGGUGUUGUAUGGAGGGUUGGAGAAGGAAUGGAAGGAAGCCAUUGAUGGCCUUUCACGGGUUGAUGAAUGGAAAUUGGAGGCUCAAGAUGGAAAUUGGAGAGACUGUAUAUUGAAGGCAGUGAUUCAAUUGGCGACAAGGUUAGGAAGGAGAUUUAUAGCUGAUAGAGUGACAAGUUGGAGGGAAAAGGUGGAGAAAGACGAAUUUCCUUUCCCUAGAAAUGAAAAUUUCAUUGGAAGGAAGAAAGAACUUUCUGAGCUAGAACUUAUUCUCUUUGGCGAUAUCAGUGGAGAUGCGGAAAAGGAAUACAUUGAACUCAAGACUAGGCACAGGCGGAAGAAUUUGGUGAUAAGUCGAGGUGAAAACAGCAGGAUGGGGGAAGAAGUGAGGGAUCAGUACACUGAGAGUAGCAGCAACAAGGGAAAAGAACCAGUGGUAUGGAAGGAAUCCGAGAAAGAAAUUGAGAUGCAAAGGGUUGGAAGUCCUCAAAGCCAGUCCCGUACUUCAUGGGGAAAGAAUGUUAGAAGAUAUGGGAGGAGAAAGAGAUCAAUGAAAAUUUUGUAUGGGAGAGGGAUUGCUUGUGUGUCUGGGGAUCCAGGCAUAGGCAAAACAGAACUUCUUCUAGAAUUCGCCUAUAGGUUUUCACAAAGGUAUAAGAUGGUUCUGUGGGUUGGAGGGGCAUCCAGGUACAUAAGGCAGAAUUAUUUGAACCUAUUGUCAUUUUUAGACAUUGACAUGAGGGUUGAAAGUCAUUUCUCUGAAAAAAGCAAAAUAAAAAGUUUCGAAGAUCAGGAAGAAAUAGCCAUUUCUAGAGUGCGGAAAGAACUUAUGCGUGAGAUACCUUUCUUAGUGGUGAUUGAUAACUUGGAGAGCGAGAAGGAUUGGUGGGACCAGAAAUUUUUGAUGGAUCUGCUCCCUCGAUUUGGUGGUCAAACCCACUUCUUAAUCUCCACUCGUCUUCCUCGGGUAAUGAAUUUGGAGCCUCUGAAGCUCUCCUACUUAUCUGAAAUGGAAGCAAUGUCUUUGAUGAAGGGAAAUCUCACUGACUAUACAAUUGCUGAAAUUGAUGCUCUUAGGAUUAUUGAGGGGAAACUUGGAAGGCUUACAAUAGGCCUUGGGGUUGUAGGAGCAAUCCUUUCCGAGCUUCCUAUAAAUCCCAGCAGACUUCUUGAUACCAUUAACAGAAUUCCUCUAAGAGAUAUGACAUGGAGUGGCAAGGAGGGUUCUACGUUAAGGCGACACACCUUCCUCCUGCAACUUUUAGAAGUUUGUUUCUCAAUAUUUGACCAUGCAGAUGGACCAAGGAGUUUGGCAACUAGAAUGGUUCAGGUUAGCUGUUGCUUUGCCCCUGCAGCUAUUCCAAUUUCCUUAUUAGCUCUAGCGGCACGCAAGGUACCUGAGAAGCACAACGGUACAGGAUUGUGGAAAAAAUGUUGGAGUAGUCUCAGUUGUGGCGUCACAUCAACACGCACCAAGAGAUCAGAAGUUGAAGCGUCAUCUAUGCUGGUAAGGUUUUCUAUUGCAAGAAGUAGCACCAAACCAGGGUUCAUCCAAUUCAAUGAGCUCAUCAAAUCCUAUGCUCGCAAGAGAGGGGUCAGCGGAGUUGCCCAGGCCAUGGUUCAAGCAAUCAGUAGCCGAGGUUCCAUUGUCCAGCACUCUGAACAUUUGUGGGCAGCAUGCUUCUUGCUAUUUAGGUUUGGGACUGACCCUGUUGUUGUUGAGCUGAAAGUGGAUGAGUUGUUAGUCUUUGUAAGACAGGUGGUUCUACCUCUAGCAAUCCACACAUUUUUUACAUUCUCGCGUUGCAAUGCGGCUUUAGAGCUCCUCCGCUUAUGCACUGAUGCCUUGGAAGCUGCAGAGGAAUCCCUUGUUUCCCGAGCAGAGAAAUGGUUGGAUAGAUCACUAUGUUGGAAAUCAGUCCAAUCUAACGCACAGUUGAACCCAUACCUUUGGCAAGAAUUGACACUCUUGAGAGCUACUGUUCUAGAAACAAGGGUUAAGUUAAUGAGCAGAGGAGGGCAAUAUGAUAUAGGGGAUGAACUCAUCAGAAAAGCUUUGUUCGUCAGGACAUCAAUCCUUGGGGAGCAUCACCCAGAUACAAUCGCCACCCGUGAAAUACUAAGCAAGGUCACAAGACUUCUUACAAAUGUCCAAGGCAGAUGAUUUUCAGACAAUCUUUCAUAUAAUUCUCCAUCUCUAUUCUUUUUGUUGGCAGGAGUGAUUCACAUUAUUAUAGAAUGCUAAAAUAAAUUCGCUUCUCAAAGCACUCAAAGGAAAAUUAUCAAUGUUAAGGUCUAGCCUGUUAAAUCCCAUUUUAACCAAUUGUAGAAUCUUAACAGCACAUUCUUUCUA
Molecule: messenger RNA, 3432 nt
Organism: Telopea speciosissima
Lineage: Eukaryota; Viridiplantae; Streptophyta; Magnoliopsida; Proteales; Proteaceae
Exons: 2
Coding region: 262-3243 (993 amino acids)
Biological process (GO): recombinational repair; signal transduction
Source: RefSeq, a predicted model, not a curated record